AUGCAUCCCCAGCCCGCUCGUUCUCUGGGCCGGACGCGAGGCGGCGGCCAAGAGACCCGGGCCGAGAAGACUCGCACCCGGGGGGCUCCGGGCGGCCCGUGCACAGGGGAGCCCCCGGUUUCCUCCCGGGGAGCUCCUUUCCGUGAGAGGCCCUCCGGGCGACCCCCCCCCGCGCGAGGGCCGGAAGCGCCUCCGCCCGGACUCUCCCAGCGGUCGGACUUCCUCGCUCCUUCCGGCGGGGCCGGGGAGUCUUACGUCCCGGGGUGCCGCGAGCUGCUCGCCAUGGAGGCGCUGCGGGAGGCCCUGCGAGAGGCGCUGGCGGGGCUGCGGGGCGGCGGCGGCGGCGGCGGCGAGGAUUUCGACCGGGGCCGCUUCUGGGAGGCGCUGGCGCAAGCCUUCCAGGCCGCCUCGCGGGAAGCCACGCAGCUCAGCCUGGCCGCCGCCCGAGCGCCGGCAUGUGAGCAGCUGAGCAAAGAGGUGUGCAAUGCUGUCAUCGGAGCUACCUCGGUAUAUUACCAGCUCCCAAAGAGCCAAGGGAAAACCCUGAACGACGCUGUCCGCUGUGCCACGAUCCAAGUGGUGGAGGGGAUGAUUCAGCUCAUAGAGGUUAUCCUUCGGACUCCCCGGGAAAGCCUAUCUCAGGAGCAGCUUAUCUCGACUGGAGGCAUCUGGGAGGCCUGUGAUCGAGUUUCCUGCCUGCCGCACGACAACCAGGCAGCAGUUGCGUUGGCCACUUCUUCCUGUCUGGAACUUGUCAAGGAUGCGCUGGAGGAGAUGGAGCAGAUGCAGGCUGAGGGAGGAGGGUCUCCUGGUGACCUGCUGGAGGAUGGAGAGCUGGGCUUCCUGGAAAAUAGGAACCUUUCCUGGUCAGAUGCUGAGCGGCAGCUGCUGGGCCCCUGCAAGGGGCUGGUGAAGGCCACCAAAGCUGGCUUGAGGAAAGUGCUGGGGGCCAUAAGGACUCAUGGCAAGGUGGACACGGAGGAGCAGGUGGCUCAGCUGGAUGCCCUGGCCGAUGCGGUGGCUGAGCUCAGCCCCAGCGUAGAUGAACUGGUGCUGAGCCUCUGUCCGCCUGUGAACCAGCUCACUCUGCGGCUGAAUGCUGGGAAACUGGCUUCCGUGUUAAUGAAGAUGCUGGAAAUCGCCAGGACGAGCCACAUCUGCCCUCCCUCUGAAGAGAGCUGGGUGCAGUUCCUGGGUGGAGCAGUGGAUCACAACAUGGACAAGAUCAAGGGCUUCACCCAAGGCCUGCUCGGAGACCCUGGCCCAGCAGGGGAGGACCGGUCUGCGGGAGAAGUCUUGGGAGGCGCCUGGGCAAAUGGGCAGCCGUAGCUUUUUUGUCUUGGCCGUGGGCAGUAAAGGACUGCUGGGCUCUGAGGAGGAAGCUUGU
Candoia aspera is the source of this 1387-nucleotide messenger RNA. It is a transcript of the gene CCNDBP1, whose product is annotated as cyclin D1 binding protein 1. The transcript has 11 exons. The record is from RefSeq and is a predicted model, not a curated record. Bases 1 to 1329 code for a protein of 442 amino acids. Gene Ontology annotation, biological process: regulation of cell cycle. NCBI's taxonomy places the organism in Eukaryota, Metazoa, Chordata, Lepidosauria, Squamata, Candoiidae. Gene Ontology annotation, cellular component: nucleus.